Cryphonectria parasitica EP155 is the source of this 1332-nucleotide messenger RNA. RefSeq lists its product as uncharacterized. NCBI's taxonomy places the organism in Eukaryota, Fungi, Ascomycota, Sordariomycetes, Diaporthales, Cryphonectriaceae. Bases 374 to 928 code for a protein of 184 amino acids. The transcript has 2 exons. The record is from RefSeq and is a predicted model, not a curated record.
AAGGCCUGACUCAUGCCCAGCUCGCUGAAAUUUUUAAAGCAAGAUAUACCACCACACCCUCUCUCCUGCAGAGGGUCUGACUGAGACGCCUUGUCAAGCUGCAGAUAAGCCCCAGCGACUCCAUAAAAAGAUCUUUGUCAACUUUUUAAGGUCGGCGCUUCUAAUCGGCGCUUCCGUGGGUCUCUUAUAAUUAUAUCCACGCCGACGACGCAUUUUGUUUUUAUUUUAAUAAUAAUAACAAAGAAGGCGACAAUACAGGGAAGAAAGAAAAGCAAAGCAGAAAAAUCUUCACGGGAACAUCAUCUCAACCCUACUUUCCUUCUUGUUUUUUGCUUUCCUUCCCUAUCUACUUGCUCAACAACGCAAACAAGCCAUGGUUGAAAUCAUGAUGUCGGCGCAUCAAAGGCCCGCGCUCGGCCACCGUUCUAUCACCCGCAAAGCCUCGUUCAGCGACGACGAAGACGCCAUCACACCCUGCUCAUCACCGCCACCCGAGCCACAAGACUUGAUCGACGCCGUCUCGGCCCAGGAGAAGCCUUCUCCUAAAUUCACGCCGAGUAGGAGUGGUUCCACGUCUGGUGCAGCGGCCUCGUCACGAAAGACAUCGACGACGACAACAACACAGGCAUGGCACUUUGACCCCACGGCCGGUGAGGCCAUGACCGAUUCGCAGCUGUGGCUGCGCAUGCUGGAGAUUCAGAGGACCUUCCACUGCUACAACAGCGCGAGGAUGAGUGCGGCUCUGCUGGAGCUCGAGAUGGGUGUGGAUGCCGGUCAUCUUGCUCCAUCAAGGAGCUGUCUUGACCUCAUGAAUGAGAGCAUCUCCGACCUCACUGAUGAGGAGAGGCGGAGACUUGCAGAUUGGCUGAGCGAGAACGGCCCGGCGAGGAAGAGAAGUGGGACUUGGAGACGAAGCCUCAAUUUCUGAAGGAACCAAAAAAAAAAAUUGGAUGUGACGCUUUUCGAGAGGAAUAUGGAUCGUUGUUUUGGAGGAGUUGAAGAAGCUUCUUAUGGAAGGGCAGAGACUGAUUCAGGACAGCAAGGCGUAAUUGGGCAAUGGACCAGCAGGAUGGCGUUAGGGUAUACCACCACACAAGGCUGCAUGAUGCAAAUAGGGAUUAGGAUGCUGUUGUUUUCUGGUCCAUGCGCGAGGAAAGGCAUCUUUGCUUACAAAUUCAGAAUGAUAUCUACAUAUUGCACCAACCCAAUCCUCUUGAAUAUGGGUGGAAAACGUAAAGGGUAGUCACUCAACAGCACUAAUUGGUUAUGAGCCUUUUUCAAGAACGCUGUACUGAAAACAACUUGGCUAGAUUUCAAUGUAUUGAUAACUCC